Aureobasidium pullulans EXF-150 is the source of this 1211-nucleotide messenger RNA. RefSeq names its product NADPH-dependent medium chain alcohol dehydrogenase. Bases 1 to 1086 code for a protein of 361 amino acids. Gene Ontology annotation, biological process: alcohol metabolic process. The transcript has 6 exons. The record is from RefSeq and is a predicted model, not a curated record. NCBI's taxonomy places the organism in Eukaryota, Fungi, Ascomycota, Dothideomycetes, Dothideales, Saccotheciaceae. Gene Ontology annotation, molecular function: zinc ion binding; alcohol dehydrogenase (NADP+) activity.
AUGCCUUACCCGGAGACCGCAACUGGAUUUGUUGUCAAGGAUCCCAAGAAGUGGCAAUCUUUCCACAAGGAAGAAUUCAAGCUCAAGACAUUCAAGGAGGAUGAUGUCGACAUUGCCAUCGACGCAUGUGGUGUUUGUGGUUCCGACGUCCACUCUAUCACUGGUGGCUGGGGUGAAACUCCCCUUCCUCUCUGUGUCGGACACGAAAUCAUCGGCCGUGCAGUCAAGGUCGGUAGCAAGGUGAAGGACAUCAAGGUCGGCGACCGUGUCGGUGUCGGCGCUCAAGUCGGUGCAGACUUGACUUGCGACAACUGCAAGGCUGACCAGGAGAACUACUGCCCCAACCAGGUUGACACUUACGGUGCCAAGUUCGACGAUGGUGUUGUCUCCCAAGGUGGAUUCUCUUCCCACAUCAGAGUCCAGGAGUACUUUGUGUUCAAGAUUCCCGAGAACCUCGAUACUGCCAUCGCAGCCCCAAUGCUGUGUGCUGGUUUGACGACCUAUUCACCACUCGUUCGUCUGGGCUGUGGUCCUGGCAAGAAGGUCGGCAUUGUCGGAAUUGGAGGUCUCGGUCACUUCGCAUUGAUGUGGGCACAUGCAUUGGGUGCAGAGGUCUUCGCCAUCUCCCACACCAAGGACAAGGAGGAGGACUCAAAGAAGCUCGGUGCCGACCACUUCAUCUACUCUGGAGACAAGGACUGGGCCAAGCCAUACGCCUUCAAGUUCGACUUCAUCUUGAACUGCUCUGACAUGACCCAAGAGUUUGAGAUGUCCACUUACCUGGGUACCCUCAAGGUCAUGGGCCGCUUCCACAACGUCGGUCUUCCCGACUACGAUCUCCCAGCCAUGAAGGCUCAAGACUUUGCACCCAAUGGAUCAUACAUCGGCGCCAGUCAUAUUGGCAAUCACCCUGAAAUGGUUGCCAUGCUUGAGCUUGCCUCCAAGCAAAACAUCAAGUCGUGGAUCGAAACAAUUCCCAUUUCUGCAGAAGGCUGUGCAAAGGCAGUCACUGGUGUGAAGGAGAACAAGGUUCGUUACCGCUACACUCUUACUGGAUUUGAUGAGGCCUUUGGCAAGCGCUACUAGUCGUGCUUUCUGCCGACCGUAAUAUUUUGGAAGAUCUUGGAUGAUAUUGGAUGUAGUGUGGUAUAAUCUUGGAUGAUAAUAAAACGCAUAAUACCGUAAUGGAUGAUGCCUUUUUCUUGUCUUUC